Messenger RNA from Rotaria sp. Silwood1, 999 nucleotides. The record is from the annotation of a GenBank genome assembly. Lineage: Eukaryota; Metazoa; Rotifera; Eurotatoria; Philodinida; Philodinidae.
AUGUCAACUUUGCCGACACCGAUUCUUCAAGUUAUUCAGAAUCAACUCAUUCGUUAUGUAUCAUUAACAUUACUUGUCACCGGCACAAUAGGUAAUAUUCUUAAUUGUUUUAUUUUUACACGUCGUUCUCUUCGAUGUAAUUCAUGUUCGCUCUACUUUUUGGCAACGAGUAUUGCUAAUUUAAUAGCACUCUAUUUUGGUUUUAUGACACGUUUAUUAAUCACUUUUGGUAUCUAUUUAACACCAUCUCAAUCGGAUAUCUAUUGCAAAACUCGCACAUUUUUUACCUAUAUGCCUCUAUCAGUAUCAGCAUGGUUUGUAGUAGCAGCAUGUGCUGAUCGAUUUGCAUCAAGUUCGUCAAGUGUUCGAAUACGUUCAUUUAGUCAAACUAAAGUUUCUCAACGAGUUAUUUGUAGUAUCCUUUUUAUUCUAUGCCUUAUUUGGGCUGAAAUGUUCGUUUGUUUUAAUGGAAAUGCCAAUGGUACAACUUGUUAUCCAGCAACACCGUUUUGUAAUACAUUCAAUAAUUUUAAUCUACUAAUUUUUUAUAGUCUUCUUCCAUCUAUAUUCAUGUUUACACUUGGUUGGAUGACUAUUCGAAAUGUACGUCAUCGACCGUUUUAUCGUCGAUCGACUUUAAAAGAUCGUCAACUUACUAUAAUGCUGAUUGUUCAAGUUUUUUGUGUCGCAUUUUUAUCACUGCCAGUUUCUAUUCAAAAACUUUAUGCACAAUUUACUGUUAAUCAAAUGAAAAGUUCAGAACGUAUGCAAACAGAAAAUUUUCUUGCUACCAUUGUCAAUCUUAUUGGUUUGAGUAAUGCAUCAACAUCAUUUUACAUGUUUACAUUGUCGAGUCGAGUAUUUCGAAAACAGUUAAAAUCUUUAUUAUUCUUUUCAAGUCGACGACAAGCAGUUGUUGAACCUAUUCAACCAAUGAUGCGAAUGACAAAAAAUAGAAUUUGUUAUUUUCAACAACAAGAAGCAAAAACAAGAUUUUAA